UUUACAUUUUGCUUUAACACGAAUCAGUUUCCUCAUGCCUCUCUCUAGAAGGCUCGAAGUUUCUCCCUUCUCCCUGUGAAGUUAUGCUGUUCAGGGGGUGGGAAACUAAUCUUUUGGCCCACCACUCAAUUUUAAAUUCUCGUUCACACAGUUCAACUCAUCGGAAUUGAAACGCAGGGAAAAGCGAGGAAAAGAAGAGAGAGAGAUGAUUUUUUAGUGAUAGAGAGAGUGGAUUUUGUUUAUCAUCUACGCCAUUGAAGACGAGAAGUGACCUUACUGAAAAAGCUUCGUACCCCUUUUUCUCUCUCUAACUCCAACCCAUACCCUUCCAGAGCAACCUCCAUUACCUGCCUCUAUUGCGUCUCCCUUCCUUUUGCCCAAACCCAAAGACACCCACCGUUCCUCUCUCUAACAACUCUUUCAUGGCCUCCCUUUCAAGUUACCACCCUUUCUGGUUCACUCCAAACGAUACCCAUAUUGUCUUUCAUGGCCAUAACUCCCCCAAAACCAGUUUAAAAGUGGUUCUCUCUCUGAGCCUAGAUGGCCUUAAUUCCAGAGUGAGAAACUCGGUUACUCGAUUAAAACCCACUUCUUCGUUCUAUCGAAAAGCUCUGGUAAUGGGGUCUGCAGGCCAUGGUAGCGUCCCAUUUAGGGCUGUUACAGUUGCUGCAACAACUGCUGAGAAACCCAAGAAAAAGUAUCCUGGUGAAGCUAAGGGUUUUGUUGAGGAAAUGAGGUUUGUAGCCAUGAGGCUUCACACCAGAGAUGUUGCAAAAGAAGGGGAAAAAGAACCAGACGCCCAACCAAUUGGAAAGUGGGAGCCAACCAUUGAUGGGUAUCUGAAAUUUUUGGUGGAUAAUAAGCUCGUGUAUGAUACUCUAGAGAGAAUCGUUCGAAAGGCAUCUUUUCCUGAAUAUGCUGAGUUCAGGCACACUGGUUUGGAAAGAUCAGAGAAGCUGGCGAAAGAUUUGGAAUGGUUCAGGGAGCAGGGUCAUACCAUUCCAGAACCAUCUUCUCCUGGUUCUUCUUAUACUGCAUAUCUAGAAGAACUAUCAGAAAAGGACCCUCAAGCAUUUAUUUGCCACUUUUACAAUGUAUAUUUUGCGCACACAGCUGGUGGACGAAUGAUUGGGAAAAAGGUUGCUGAGAAGAUAUUAAACAAGAAGGAACUGGAAUUCUAUAAGUAUGAUGGAGAACUUUCUCAGCUGUUGCAGAAUGUGAGAGAUAAGCUUAACAAAGUAGCAGAGAGUUGGUCAAGGAAAGAGAAGAACCGUUGCUUGGAGGAAACCGAGAAGUCCUUCAAAUACUCAGGAGAGAUCCUCCGCUUAAUCAUAUCCUGAUCUAUGGAAUUCAAUAUUUAUCGAUGAAUCGGAUGCUGCAAUUCAUGUUUCCUCAGUGAUAUUUCGGUUGCUUUUCUUUCAAUCUUCAGCAAAAACAACAUGAAACUUGUGUGCUUUUUUCUUCAUUUUCUUUUGAUGUAAACAUGUUACUUUGAAGUUGUAUAUAUAUAUGGAAAGGUGAUUUAUAUAUUAA
This is a messenger RNA of Amborella trichopoda, 1533 nucleotides long. RefSeq names its product heme oxygenase 1, chloroplastic. NCBI's taxonomy places the organism in Eukaryota, Viridiplantae, Streptophyta, Magnoliopsida, Amborellales, Amborellaceae. Gene Ontology annotation, molecular function: heme oxygenase (decyclizing) activity. The record is from RefSeq and is a predicted model, not a curated record. Gene Ontology annotation, biological process: phytochromobilin biosynthetic process; heme oxidation.